AUGUGUUCGUCCAAAUUUGUUGUGUGUUUUUUGCUGAUUUCCGUUAGCGCUGAGUUAGUCCCGUUCGAUAUCGAUGCAAUGGGACCCGGAGAAUCAAGAGGAUCAAAAACGACGCCGCCCCGGAAGCGGGAUAGUCCCAGCGCCUCAGACUUUCAAUUCAUGAUUACGGGUGGCUAUCGGCCCCACACAAAUGAUCUGGUUAAGUACGUAGUUUCGCUGCGAAUGGGAAAGUCGAAGAAGUUCUUCGGGGACAAUCACUUUUGCGCGGGAGCGAUCAUCAGCCAGCGGUCAAUCCUAACGGCGGCCCACUGCCUGUAUCAUGAUCGUCGCAAGCUGAUGGCCAAGAAGUUAACGGUCAUAGCUGGUACGCCAAAAAGGCUGGUGAGAAGUAGUACCACACAGAGUGUCCAAGCGAAGAGGCUUAUUCCGCACCCCAAGUACAAGAAGGGAAAAUCGCAAAAAUUUGACAUCGGACUGGUGUUGAUGAAGGAGGAUCUGAGCUUGGGGGAUGCCGUCGCCAGCAUGCCUCUGUAUGACAAGGCACCGGUGGCCGGGGUCCAGUGCACCAUCGUCGGCUGGGGCACGGUCAUACAGUACGGGCCACUCCCCGAUGAAGUCAUCAACGGCGAUGUUAAAGUCUUGCCAGACACCUUCUGCCAGAAGCUCCUAGGCUGGACCAAGGUGGGUAUGCUAUGCGCCAAUGACCAGAGCAACACCGAAGUGGACAGCUGCCAAGGCGAUUCGGGCGGCCCGCUUAUUUGUGACAAUAAGGUGGCCGGCGUCGUGUCCUUCGGCACGGGUUGCGGUGAGCCCGACUCGGCCGGAGUCUACACCGACGUCUACCAUUUCCGGGAUUGGAUCAACGAAAACUCAUGCCCUCGAGUCUCGAGUCCGGUGUCCACACUAUUAAUUCUAAUGCAGCUUCUGCUGGCCUUUCUUGCCAUUUUCAGGGGUAUAUGGUAGCGCCUGCCCUUUUUGCGAUUCAUUCAACAGGCGGUCGACGCGCCGGGAAAAGCAGCAAGUGCUACUAAGUAAUCGCGGCUAUUAUCCUGCAAGCCUGGAGUCUGUGGACGACAAACCAAAAUCGACUGAAACCAGCGGGCAUGGCCUGUCAUCCAUGACCGGGAAGGCGGCCAGCAAUGGCGGUGGACAUACUGGGACAUAAUGGGAGGCUGGUGGCAAAAGGCGAAAUGUGGUGCACGCCGCGCCAUUACCCGCGCACACAUGCACACACACGAACUUCCCGUGUGAGCUGGGUGAGACAACGGUUUAUGGUUACGCUGAAGCUGCGCUGCCAGUGGAUUCACUGUUUGUGACAGCAAUUAUCGCAUCACAGCCGAGGUUGUGAGCACCGAGAAAAUUAUGCAACAAUUCGGAACGGUUAAUUUGGGGCGCUCACCAACUGUUGAUUAGACCAAUUAGGGGCAGCAGUGGCCUCGUCCAGAUUAUAAGGAACUCUGCGCCAGUAAAAUGGGCUCGAUUUUCCUGAUGCCGCAUUGCGUUUGGGAUGCACGGUGACCGUGAGUCUAAAUUUCUGGUCUCUGCAAUAUGGAUCCCCACAUCCAGCUUCUGUCGAAUCUCGGAUAGAAAUCAGUGCGGAAGCAUGUUGAUUUGAUAUCAGCAAUGCAAUUAGUAAUCGCAGACGCACACUCCAAUCACUUACACAUACGGUUGAAAAAGCCAGGACCAACUAGAGGGCUGAGACCUCAGCAACACAAGUCACGAACAUGUCCCUAGCGAGGGAUGCUCCGUGCUCCAGGCUUCAGGCAAGCUUCCAUUGCGGAACAGUCCCGGUGACAGACGACAUGCAGGCGACAAAACAAUGUUGAAUUGAUGUGGGACUCUGAGCGAUCCCCCCGACCAAGAACACCCAGACAUAUAUUCACAGACAUUCGCAAUCAAGUUUGUCAUUUCACAGCCGCAUUGUGUGCUGUUCAAGUGUUCAUAAUGAAUUUAAUCGCGUAUGUUUAUUGCUCACUUUGCCAUGGCUCUGCUCCGUCCUGCUGCGUCCUGCUGCGUCCUGCCCAACAAGUUGUUAUUUUUUAGCCUCUACGCCAGCGGAGUCGACACUUUAUCAUUUUGUCACGCUUCUUGUUUACCAAGUUGGCUCGUCAGCGCCCCGUUCUUCUGCAUAUUGAUUCAGCAUUGUGUUUCCGCUGUCCCGACACACGCACACGCUAGUUCUGUGUCCGUUUGUGUAGCCAAGUCCCUGGCGUGUCCUGCUCCCUUUUUGCGUUUACAGCAGUAAAUUGUUUGCAUAUAUUAGACACA
Drosophila rhopaloa is the source of this 2271-nucleotide messenger RNA. Its product is annotated as trypsin eta. Lineage: Eukaryota; Metazoa; Arthropoda; Insecta; Diptera; Drosophilidae. Gene Ontology annotation, molecular function: serine-type endopeptidase activity. Bases 1 to 963 code for a protein of 320 amino acids. Gene Ontology annotation, biological process: proteolysis. The record is from RefSeq and is a predicted model, not a curated record. The transcript is spliced from 3 exons.